UCACGCCACGUGCACGCCGCCCCGAUUCGACUGGCCGUCGCUCCUGAAUUCCGCGUCACAUGGCCUCGUCUCUUUCACCCGCUAUUUAAAACAGAGCCUCCCGUUUCUCUCUCUGAAACAUACUCCUCAGACUGCUUUUCGGUGCUUUUUCCUUACCAAAAAUAAAACCCUAAUAAAUUAUUUACAUAAAAUUCGUUUCUUGCGACCCCCCCAAUUGACACGAAACGUUUCGCAGCUUUUGCAGAUCUCGGACCAACGCUCUUGUUCGAGGUUUUCGUUUCUUUCUUUCUCUCUCUCUCUCUUUUCCAGCUUGAGCUUUGUGAAGGUCAAUCUUUUGGGAUUUUCCUGGUAAAUUCGACAACUUAAGAGGGUUUUGUUGUUUAAAGUUCGAGGUCUGGGUCUCAUGAGAAUUGUCAGGGGAAUGCAGAGAUCGUUUCGCGAGGAGCAGAAGGCACUCGGCUGGAAAAAAUCAUUCAGCCAAGGGAUUGGCGUGACUGCGCCCAAGGCAAGAACGCGUGACAAACCGAUGAGUUGGGUUUUCAGUCUCUAAGUUUGGAUUCUGGGAGGCUCGAGCUAGGGUUUGGUUCAGGACGAUUAAAAAAUGACUCGGAUUUUGGUUCAGCGAGGAUCUGGCAGCGGCUCUUCUUCGAACCCGAGCCGUAAUUCUACUUUUCCUGGGUCUUCUUCCGCUCGGGCAGAGCCACAGGUUACAACUCCUCAGGUUCUUUCAGCUGUGAAAGAUGAGGAAAUUGGAGAGGAGGUGCAAGAACAAGCUGUGGUGGAUGAACUUUUGGAGUUAUGUGGAAGUAGUGAUAAUAAGGUGGCAAAAGGUGAUGAUCUUUUGAUGGAAAGCUUUGAUAAUGAUCAGAAUGGGAGUUCAAGUGAUGAAAUUAACGAUAGCCAAAACGUUGAUACUGAUGAAAUCGUGGGUCCGGGAGAGUUGAUGAAAGGGAUGGGUGGGUUGAGAAUUUCAGAGAGGCUUACAGUUGAAACUGAGGGCUCAAGUGCGAAUUCUGCGCCGUCAGAUAGCGGGAGUUCACAGCCACCUCCUCCACCUGUCCCACCCCCGAAACCUUCUGCAGGAAACUCAAAUUCUAGGAGAGUUGUCUCAGGAAAUUCAAAUGCUGUGCGGAUUGGGUCAUCCAGAAGAGCAGUUGCCUGGCCUGUUGUUUCAACAAGGACUUCACCCACUUGUUCACGGCCCUCUUCUCCCAGGUCUCAUGGUGAAAACGAGGGUUAUAAUAGCGCUGAUGAGCAAAACCCUUGCUUUGUUUCCUCUUAUGAUGACAUAGAAAGAGAGCGGCAAUUUGAAAUUGACAUUAGAAGGGCAAAAGGUUUAGAAGUCAAAAAAAUGCUGGAGGAUGGGAAUUGUCUCUUUCGCGCUGUGGCAGAUCAAGUUUAUGGGGACUCGGAAGCAUAUGAUUUAAUCAGACAAAUGUGCAUAGAUUAUAUGGAGCGGGAAAGAGACCACUUCUCUCAGUUUAUAACAGAAGGCUUUACUUCUUAUUGUAAGAGGAAGAGAAGAGACAAGGUCUAUGGAAACAAUGUGGAGAUCCAAGCUUUAUGCGAAAUGUAUAAUCGGCCUAUCCAUAUUUAUUCCUAUAGCACAGCAGAGCCUAUCAACAUAUUUCAUGGAAGUUACGACACUGACACACCUCCCAUUCGACUGAGCUAUCAUCAUGGGAAUCAUUACAACUCUCUUGUUGACCCUCGCCGUUUGACUAUUGGUGCAGGACUUGGAUUUAGCUGUCUUCAUGGGAGAAAUGUUGACAAGGAUCAAGUCAAGGCAGCUAUUAAAGCUCAGCAAGACCAACAGAUUGAUAAUGCACUUCUAGCCGAGGGGCGAUUCUACUCUGAUCUUGAGCUCACUGAGAAGGAAAUUGAGCGCAUGGUGAUGGAAGCUUCUCGGGCCGAGUAUGUUGCAGAUGACUCAUACAAGCAGCAUCUUGGCCGUAGAGAAUCUUCCACUUCUAGUGCUGAACCAUCAUCUUCUGGUGCUAGCCGUGAGACCAAGUUGGAAGGUGGUUUACAAGAAUCUGUCCUUAGCAGCAGCAGCAUGCAGAUGGUUCUGUCAAUGGGGUUCAGCUAUUUGCAGGUGAUCGAGGCCUACAGCAUAUUUGGGGAUGAUGUGGAUUCCAUGGUUUGUUUCUUGUUGGAAACAAGCAGCAGCAGCAGGCGCAAAGGCAAGGCAACUGAAUAAUGGGUUUCCAAACCAACACACUGGCUGCUGCAUUUACUGGUUUAAGAAACCAUUUCUAUAAACAGAGGCCUGCGGGCUGUGAGCCUUAUUUAUGUUAUCUGAGGCUUCAUCAAUAAAAUGUACUUAAAACUCUA
This is a messenger RNA of Corylus avellana, 2334 nucleotides long. RefSeq names its product OTU-like cysteine protease family protein (gene OTLD1). The record is from RefSeq and is a predicted model, not a curated record. Gene Ontology annotation, biological process: protein deubiquitination. NCBI's taxonomy places the organism in Eukaryota, Viridiplantae, Streptophyta, Magnoliopsida, Fagales, Betulaceae. Gene Ontology annotation, molecular function: K63-linked deubiquitinase activity; cysteine-type deubiquitinase activity.